Messenger RNA from Corythoichthys intestinalis (scribbled pipefish), 4945 nucleotides. Its product is annotated as NACHT, LRR and PYD domains-containing protein 3-like. Gene Ontology annotation, molecular function: protein binding. The coding region runs from base 998 to 3775 and encodes 925 amino acids. NCBI's taxonomy places the organism in Eukaryota, Metazoa, Chordata, Actinopteri, Syngnathiformes, Syngnathidae. Gene Ontology annotation, biological process: intracellular signal transduction. The transcript has 12 exons. The record is from RefSeq and is a predicted model, not a curated record.
UCGAGUGUCCUGCACGGAAACGCGCACGGCCAAACCAGUUCCCCCCCAGGAACAUAAGUUCCCCUGGUGAACGAGACAGUGGUCACCACAAAAAAAGACUUUUAAAAAAAUCCAUCGUUACGAGACAGUCGGCAAUGAGGGAAAAGUUUAACCGCUGUCGCAGCCACCAAACGUCAUCUCUCAGUUAGAUGGCUGUGAGUAAAUACAACUCCUUCCGGCUGGCAACAGAGCGGCCUCCUCGUGUCAUCAUUCGUCUGUACAAGAAAACACAAAGCAAAAGUCCUAUAUAGCUAGGGGUCACCACAAGACAGGCUACACAACCAUGUGAUCUGUCCUCCUCGUCCAGUCUGUCCAAAUGCGAGAUCACCAUUAAAGGACGUGUGUCUUUGGCUGAGGCUUUCAAGUUAAACCCCUCCCAUCUUCAAAAGUUAUCUCUCAUCAACAAUCGAAUAGAGGAAAAAGAAAAGAGGGUCUUAUUGAGGAUCGAGGAGGAUCCCUGCUAUAGCCUGAAGACUGUCAAAUUUAAAUGGGAAUAAGAACAACGUUUGGUUCUUUAAGUCAACAAGGGCGAGUCAUUCCAAAUGUUCAUUAUUUGAAGACGUUGAGUCCAUUUGGUCUCCUACGGAUUUAGUUCGGUCUCAGGAGGACCAGAAAGACAAGUUGUCACACGGACGGGAGGAGAAGAGGCAACAACAAGGCCGCGUGAAAUGAUGCCUCUGGACAACGAGCGUAAGGAGCUGCAGUUGAAAACACUGAUGGAGCUGGGGGAGGACAGCUUGCAGUCCUUCAACAGAUUGAAGUUAUGGUAAGCCAUGAAAAGUUGUCGUUCACAGAUACCCGAUCCAUGGUCAUCUCGCUCAUGCGUUUACAAGGUGGAAGGAUGCCUCUGGACACAGAGCGUAAGGAGCUGCUAUUGAAAACGCUGUUGCUGCCUCUCGUGCUCAGAUAAGAUACCUGAUCCACAGUCACCUCCCACACACGUAUGUAAGUCAGAAGGAUGGCUCUGGACAGCGGAAGGAAGGAGCUGCUGUGGAACACGCUGAGGGAGCUGGGGGAGGACGACUUUGAGUCCUUUAGGUUCCACACGGACCUGCCUCAAAGCGUACGCGAAGACCGCCGCCGGGUGUACAUUGCUGACGAGCUGAUAAAGAAGCACGGCGAGAACACUCUGGACCAGACCAUCAUGCUUCUGGAGAAGAUCGGUAACAACAAUUUGGCCGAGAAGCUGCGCAGCGACCUGGUGGAAAUGAAAGGUGCCGUCUUCUCCGUCCAUGAUGAUAAUCAGAUUAACCGAUUGAAGGGGGAGCUGCAAGACAACCUGCGGCAUUUAUACAGCCUCGCUUCCGAGGGCACCACCGAGCGCUGGCAGCAGCAGCCUCUGACGGAUGUCUACACGGAGCUGGACGUCACCUACGGAGCAGACCCCAGCCCCGACGAGCGGCACGAGGUCCUUCAGAUGGAGAUGUGCACCGCGGUCAAGGAGUCUAUCCUGCCAUGCGACAUCUUCAAAAGCCCUGACGGGACGCAACGACUGAUACGCACACUUCUUACUGUCGGCUUCGCGGGAAUCGGAAAAACAUUCUUGGUUCGAAAGUUUGUGUUGGACUGGGCUAAUAGGAAUAGCAAUCAGGACGUGCACUUUAUAUUUCCCUUCACCUUCCGCGAGUUGAACAUGGACAAAGGAAAAAACUUCACGUUGGCCGAGCUUAUCCGACUCUACGUGUGGCACAUGAGCGAGGGGACGCUGAACAAAAUAUUUGCCGACCUGCAGAUGUCCGGGAGGCGGGACUACGAAAGCAGCAGGAUUAAGAUCUUGUUUGUUUUGGACGGACUGGAUGAGUGCUGCUUCAAAAUGGACUUACAGAACCACACUAAAGUGGACAUAGAUGUGAAGAAGGCUUACCCGCUGGAGGUGCUCCUGGCGCACCUCGUCAAAGGGAACCUGCUUCCUUGCGCCCGGGUUUGGAUUACCACGCGGCCCGCGUCGGCCCGCGAUAUCCACUCCGACUUCAUCGACAGCCGAACAGAGGUGAGAGGAUUCACCGAUUCUCAGAGGUUGGAGUACUUCAGGAAAAGGUUCCCAAAUGAGGAGCGCGUCAUUGAGCACAUUCGGAAAUCUCGCACCAUCUUCAUCAUGUGUCACAUUCCCAUCUUCUGCUGGCUCACCGCCACAGUUCUUCAGGAUCAUUUGGAAAAAAGGAAAGAGGGAGAGCUUCCCACAACGCUGACUGACAUGUACUCAGCAUUUUUAGGUUACCUACUGGAAAACUCCAAGGAGAGAAAUACAAUGAAGUACAUCCUUGACGUGAAACCGCUAGCCAAGCUGGCCUUUUACCACACCAUGAAUAAGUGUCAAAUCUUCUACGAGAAAGACCUGGUGGACAGCGGUUUUGAUUACAGCCAAGCUGCAAAACACUCCGGAAUAUUCACUGAGGUCUUUAAGGAGGUCCCUCCGCUCAGGAGAAACAAACAGAAGAUGUUUCAGUUCAUUCAUCUGACCAUCCAGGAGUAUUUGGCCGCACUGUAUGUAAUGAUGAGCCUCUUCCACGACAACAAGAACGUACUGGAUGAUUCAGGUUGGUUACUGAAAAAAGUGGCUGAGCUUUUUAAGCAGACCACAAUCACUGAGGUCCACCAGUCAGCUCUGCAGAAAGCCUCAGAGAGUAAAGGAAACCUGGACAUGUUCCUCCGCUUCCUUCUUGGCCUUUCCUUGCGGUGCAACCAGGAACUAGUGGGGGAACUGCUGAAGGCUCCUCCGGACUGCGGGCAAAGCAAGUCAAAGACAGUCGAGUUGAUCAAAGAAAGGAUCCAACACAACACUCCAGAAAAGAAUGUCAACUUGUUCUACUGCCUAAACGAGCUGAAGGACGACUCCUUGCUGAAGCAGAUCCAGCAGGAAUUAGCUUCAAGACAUCUGUCCUGGCAUCAAAUGUCAAAUGACAUGUGGUCGGCCCUUGCCUUUUUCUUACUGACAGACGAUGAAACCAUGAAGUCCUUUAAUCUUGCCAACUACUCCCGAUCGCCUUUGGGGCUCGAAAAGCUGCUGUUGGUGGUCAAGGCUUCUCAAAAAUCAAAUCUAAGUCAAUGUCGCCUGGACAAAGGCAGCUGUCACCUGCUGGCUUCCGUUCUCAGUUCUCCAUCCAACCUGAGGCAUCUGAAUCUGGGCUUGAACCAUCUGUCGGACGAAGGAGUGGAGAUCCUCUCGAAAGGACUGGCCAGCCCACACUGCAACUUAGAAGUCCUCACCCUGUCAAUGUGCUGGAUAACAAGAAGAGGAUGCAUUUCAUUGACUGAGGUUCUCAAGUUAAACCUCUCACAUCUUCAAGAGCUAUACUUAAACGGUAACAAACUGUCGGAUGAGGGGGUUGAAAUCCUCUCUAAAGGACUGUCCAGCCCAAACUGCAUCUUAAAAGUCCUCAAUCUAAGAAAAUGCUUGGUCACAAAGCGAGGAUGUGUUUCACUGGCUGAGGCUCUCAAGUUAAACACCUCCCAUCUUCAAGAGCUGGACCUGAGCCUGAACGAUCUGUCGGAUGAGGGGGUUGAGAUCCUCUCGAAAGGACUGAGCAGCCCACACUGCAUCUUAAAAGUCCUCAGGCUGUCACGGUGCGGGAUCGCAGAUAAAGGAUGCAUUUCAUUGGCCAAGGCUCUCAAGUUAAACCCCUCCCAUCUUCAAGAGUUAUUUCUCAUCAACAAUCGAAUAAAGGAAGAAGAAAAGAGGGUCUUAUUAGAGCUCAAGGAAGAUCCCAGCUAUAGAUUGGAGACUGUCAAGAUCUAAACAAUGUUGCCUAUCAGAGUGUACAUUCAUCAAAUUCAAUACAGAAUAGAUCAUCUUUCUUCAGAUUUAACAAAAGGGAACAAGAACCUUUGGUCCUUGGCGUCAAGAAGGACGAGUCAUUCCAAAUUUUCAUUAUUAGAAGACGUCGAGUCCAUUGGGUUUGGUCUCACGUAUUCUCUGAUGAUUGCAAGAGGAUCGGGUGUCGGCGCUCCGGGCAAAGCGGCCUCGCUCACAGAAUUCGAGGAGGUCGUCGUCGGGUUCUUUGCAUCGACAUGGAGCUGGAGUUCAAGGGGAAGGUGUGCGACGUUCCCACUAAACUGCUGGCAGUUGUUUUUAUCCAUUUAUACUGGGAGGGGCUGUCCAAAAGGAUUGGAUUCUGAGCACCGUCAAUGGCAGCCAAUGAGUUCAAUAAGCACCCUUUAAAGGGUUAACUUAUGUUUCUCACAAAUUUAAAAGAAAAUGUCAUACGUACACUUGAAAUUGUUUUGGCAAGCAAGUAGGAUUUGGUAAAUUAUGAUGGAGUGCGUUGUUUUCUUGAUAUAGUAUUGCAAAUUUGUAAGCCCGCUUUUGUUCGUAAAUUGUAUAAUUGUGUUCAUAAAUUAAAAAAAAAACAAAAAAACUUGAAAUUGUUUUGCUCUUUUUCACAUCAAUAUUUUAAACUUGAUCAUUCUCAGUUCUUUGUGUAAAAUGUUGUUUUGCAUGAGAGAUAUGCUGCUCUUUUUUAAACUGCGACAUCACAACCCGCUCUCUGCACUUCUCACUCUGUAUAAAUCUUUAUUUGAACCACAUUUACAAUAUUGUAAUAUCACAUGGUGCAACCAGAGGCGUAGCGUCCCAUUAGGCAUACGCAGGCAAUUGCCUAGGGCCCCCAGAGGGCCAACAGAUUUAGCACACACAGCUUUACUGCACUGUCGCAGCGACAAGUGUUGGGAGUGUUUCAAUACCAUGGAAUCAUUUGGCAGAUUAUCUAACGAUUCUGUUAUCAAUCCCAAUCAGCAUUAACCAUGUCAUGUAGAUUACACAUGUUUAAGAAAGUCCAACCAGCUAUUAACACCACAUGAUUGUUUAAAGAGUGACUCACCAAGUACUCUCUGGAAAGUCCUUGCCGAGUUGUUUUACGUUGAUUUUCACAGGCCACCUCAUUAUUCAUGCGACUACUUAAAUAAAUGA